Messenger RNA from Lentinula edodes (shiitake mushroom), 1411 nucleotides. RefSeq lists its product as uncharacterized. The record is from RefSeq and is a predicted model, not a curated record. The coding region runs from base 114 to 1250 and encodes 378 amino acids. Gene Ontology annotation, cellular component: peroxisomal membrane; peroxisome. The transcript has 5 exons. Lineage: Eukaryota; Fungi; Basidiomycota; Agaricomycetes; Agaricales; Omphalotaceae. Gene Ontology annotation, biological process: protein import into peroxisome membrane.
ACCCCAACGUAAAUUGAUGAACUUUUCUCUUGUCCUUGAUCCUCUCGAAGCUGCUGAGCUCUCCAGAAUUUGAACAACCUUACAUCACAUCACAGGAAAACCAUAAAAUCAUCAUGGCUGGUCCAGAAAUCAAGCGCAAGACCAACUUGCAAAUAGAGGCAGAUGAGGAUUUAGAUGAUCUUGAUGGUCAGUUAAGCUUCAUAUCUCGAUUCGCAGAGCUCGUAUAUAUAUUUCGAUUCCUAGAUGUCCUUUCCGAAUUCACAACCGCAUCUCCCGCCAGGCCUACCUCUACUGCGGUACCGAUCUCACCAUUAACCUCACCGCCCCCACCUCCUCCCACAGCAACUUUCGCCAAAGCCCGACCACGAACGAACACUCGCGUCGAUUCAGCACCGAUUAGCAUUCCGGGUACUGGCGCCUUGCAAAAGGAAGUCGGAAUCACAGAACGUUCAGAAGACACAGAUGACGCCGAUUAUAUCCCAGAAGGCCCAGAAGAUGAAGCAGCACUUUCAGAUGCAUUCACGAAGGAGCUGGUGAAGAAUAUGCAGGAUCUUAUGCGGGAGCUGGCAGACGAGAAGACACCGAAAUCAAAUGAGAAUGAGGAAACGGAGGAGGGUGAGGCUGAACGUUUGAUGAAAGCUGCUUGGGAAGCUAUGUUAAUUGAAGGCAUGAAUGGUAUGACUGAGCCUCCGCCAUUGCCCUCGACGUCAAAGUCGACUGCGGCUUCAACAUCGGCUUCUGGCGGUGCAGCUGCUUCCGGAGCUGGAUCCGAUUUUCAGAGCAAGAUCAAGCAGACGAUGGAGAAGCUCAAAGAGAGCGAAGUUAAUUUGCAGAACUCCUCUUCGUCCACUUCAACUGGAAAGCCCGAAUCUCUGCAAGGACUACUCAACUCACUCAAAGACCUUGGCCUAGACGAUCUCGAUGCAGACGGAGAUGGAGUGGAAGACGAGGCCGAGCUCGCUUCCUUCCUGGAAUCUAUGAUGGGUCAACUGAUGACCAACCCACCCACUCCGCUCUCCUCUGCAGACCAGACACGAUACGAGAAGCAAUACGAUUGCGUGAAGCGCAUCGUGGCCAUAUUCGAUGAUCCUUCGUACAAAGAAGGCGGGAGUGAGGGGGCAAAGAUCGUUGAUUUGAUGGGACAGCUACAAACAUACGGCAACCCGCCUGAAUCGAUAAUGGGCUCUGUUCCACCUGAACUCAUGGGAUUGGGUCAGGAUGGCCCGGACGGACAGUGCAUAAUUUCGUGAUCAGCGUUAGAACCAGAAACCCCACUCAACCUUGAAGCAAACCGUAUAAUUCAAAUUUAUCAGUCAUUCCGCUGACGGCCCGCAUCUUAAGCGGAACGAUACAAGGCUCAAGCUGGACGUCCGCGAAAGGGAAGCCCGUUUGGAUUGAGCUGGGCGGUCCU